Messenger RNA from Trichoderma citrinoviride, 1077 nucleotides. RefSeq names its product carbohydrate phosphatase. Bases 1 to 1077 code for a protein of 358 amino acids. Gene Ontology annotation, molecular function: 3'(2'),5'-bisphosphate nucleotidase activity. The record is from RefSeq and is a predicted model, not a curated record. Gene Ontology annotation, biological process: sulfate assimilation. The transcript has a single exon. NCBI's taxonomy places the organism in Eukaryota, Fungi, Ascomycota, Sordariomycetes, Hypocreales, Hypocreaceae.
AUGGCCGACUUUGGUGCCCAGGCCCUCCUCAUGGCCGCCCUGCGCGGCAGCUUCCCGCACGACGGCUUCGUGGGCGAGGAAGACGCCGAGGCGCUGCGCAGCGACCGGCAGCUGGCCGACGCCGUGUACGGGCUCGUGAGGGAGGAGGCGCUACGCAGCGGCGGCUUUCGUAGUGGCAAGCACUCGGAGGAGGAGUCCGUCGGCGCCGACGGGGACGAGGAGGACGUGACGAUGGCGAGCCUGCCGGCUCCGGAGUCGCUGGAGGAGAUGCUGGAGCUGCUGGACCUCGCGGGGCGCGGGCGGCCGGGACCGCAGGGCCGGUUCUGGAUCAUGGAUCCCGUGGACGGGACGGCCACGUUCCUCAAGGGCCAGCAGUACGCCGUGGCGCUGGCGCUGGUCGAGGACGGCCGCGAGGUGCUCAGCGUGGUGUGCUAUCCGAACCUCAGCCUCGACGACGGCGGCGGCGGCGUCGUGGCCGAGACGAGCGUCGACGAGCACGGCUGCGGCGUCAUGCUGUCCUGCGUCCGCGGCCAGGGCGCAGAGUACCGCAAGCUGUCGGCCGAGCAGCAGCAGCAGCACCGCCUCGGCCCGGCCAGGAAGCUCGCCCGCCUUCCGACGCCGGCCAGCCUCGCGGACCUGCGCUUCGUGGACUGCCUCGCCAGCAGGUCCUCGCGCCUCGACAUCGCCGAGGGCAUCGCCCGGCAGGUCGGCGCGAUGCCCUUUCCCGGCGCGGACCUGUGGUCGUCGCACGUGCGGUACGCGGCGCUGAUGCUCGGCGGCGGCGACGGCAGCAGCGGGCACCACGUCAUGAUGCGCGUCCCCGUGGGCGCCAGGGGAGCUCCCUCGAAGGCGUGCGUCUGGGACCACGCCGGCUCGCAGCUGCUGUACGCGGAGAUGGGCGGCAAGGUGACGGACCUCGAGGGCCGCGAGAUGGACUUUGGCAGGGGCCGGACGCUGGCGGGGAACUGGGGGCUUGUGGCGGCGCCGGAGGGCGUUCACGGCGAGCUUCUGCGGUUGGUGAGGGAGUGGAUUGAGAGGGAUCCUGUGAUUCAGGGGGGUGGUGGUGGCGGUGCUUGA